Molecule: messenger RNA, 682 nt
Organism: Patiria miniata (bat star)
Lineage: Eukaryota; Metazoa; Echinodermata; Asteroidea; Valvatida; Asterinidae
Gene: mocs2
Product: molybdopterin synthase catalytic subunit-like
Exons: 5
Coding region: 184-630 (148 amino acids)
Biological process (GO): Mo-molybdopterin cofactor biosynthetic process
Cellular component (GO): cytosol
Molecular function (GO): molybdopterin synthase activity
Source: RefSeq, a predicted model, not a curated record
GCUUUCCAUCAUCAAGGAUAGUGUGGUUCUAGCUGUCAAUCAAGAGUACAUCACCAGUGGAGAUGACCCCCUUGACCUUCGACCUGAUGAUGAGGUGGCCGUGAUCCCACCAAUCAGUGGAGGCUAGGCCUUGCUUACGGGCCAGAUUGCAGGCAGUUUUACCCAAGGAGACAUUUUGGACAGAUGGCGGGCAAGGAUUUUGUGCGCAUAACCUCUGACCCCUUGAGUGUGGAGGAGGCAACAGGAAUGGUCACUUCGCCAACCUCGGGGGCUAUUUCUAUUUUCAUCGGUACAACUAGGAAUAAUUUUGAAGGUAAGGAGGUCAUUCGUCUGGAGUAUGAGGCAUACGUCCCAAUGGCUGAGAAACAGAUGCACAGUAUCUGUAGAGAUGUGCGAGACAAGUGGCAAGUGGAGCACAUUGCUGUCUUUCACAGGAUAGGUGUUGUUCCGGUCCAAGAAGCCAGUGUCAUCAUUGCAGUGUCUUCCCCUCAUCGCCAGGCAGCCUUGGAAGCAGUGCAGUACAGCAUCGAUACACUCAAGGCAACCGUUCCUAUCUGGAAAAAAGAAAUGUUUGCUGAAGGAACUGGCUGCUGGAAAGAAAACAAAGAGUGCCACUGGCGGAAAACCUGAUGUUUCCUUGUUUCACUGUAAAUGUAUUCCAAUAAAACAGAAGUGUAAGGCC